UCUGGCGGAUUUCAGUCGGUUUGUGCCGGUGACGCUCCAACUCUCCGGGCGCCUGGAUUAGCGCGUCUUUAUUUUUAUGUUCUUGUUUCUUGAGAUGAAACCGGAUGUAAAUGACAUUUGUGGACAGAUCAAGCGACCGGAAACGGGUUUUUAAACUCACUGAAGAACUGUUGCACCUAACCCGGCGGAGAUGUCGCUCCUGUGCGUCCGAGUUAAGAAAGCCAAACUUCAUGGGCCACAAGACAAAUUCAAUGCUUAUGUGACGUUAAAAGUCCAGAAUGUAAAGAGCACGACCAUCACGGUCCGUGGAGACCAGCCUUGUUGGGAGCAAGACUUCAUGUUUGAGAUUAAUAAUCUGGAUUCUGGUCUGGUGGUGGAGCUGUGGAACAAAGGUCUGAUCUGGGACACGAUGAUCGGUACGGCACUGAUCCCGCUGGACACCAUCCAACAGUCUGAUGAGGAAGGACCAGGACAGUGGACGUCUCUGGACUCGGAGGUCCUGAUGAAGGAGGACCAGAUCUGCGGUACCACCAACCCGACUCCUCACCAGGUGCUGCUGGACGUUCGCUUUGAGCAGCCCUUCGACAUCCCAGAGGACGAGGCGCAGUACUGGACCAGUAAGCUGGAGCGGAUCAACACGCAGAUCCCUGAUGAACAUCGGGUCCAGAGAAGAAGGCUGACAUCUGUACCCUCCCAGUGUUGCAGCUGGACUUAUUUUGGAUGGAGCGACCAGCAAACUUACGACGACCAUGACAGUGCUAUGGAUGACCAUGACAGUGAUUACCGGAGUGAAACUGGCUCCAGGCCACCACCGUUCCACAACACGUCCCAGAAUAAUUCAUCUGUCCAUCAGUACCCCGUCGGACGCAGAGUCCAACGUCCCAGCCUGUCCAGGGAGUCCAACUCCGUACAAAGUUAUGAUCUAGACUCCAGAGAAGCGAGGGCAGCCAGACGAUCAAACAGUAAGGGGAACGUUAGAAUCAUCCCAGUUGACUCGGGUAUGGGUGUGGAGGACUGGGAGAGAGGAUAUAAAGUUCCCGGCUCUGGCCUCUUGGAUGACUAUUUAGAUGCUGAGCAGAAACUGUGGGAGGAUGAAGAUAAAAGCAUCAUCUACAGAAUCUGUGACAGCUGUGAGUCUAAAGGCAGCAGGUUUUAUCAGGCGGUAGAAUGUGAUGGCCUUUCUCCAGAGGACACGCUGGAGCCAAACGGUAGGACGCAGAAAAAGGGGCGUGGCUUCGGCAGCGGAGAAGUACGGUUAGUUUACAUGGAAGCUGGAAGCUUUGAGGAUGAAUCAUCUCCCCCUGAAAUUGAUAUAAUUCCAUCAGUCAAACAGCUGCGACAGCCGACGGGCACAGAACGUUUGCUUUAUAAGACUCGGCUCUGGGCCAAGACGGCUUUAGAAGACACGCUGGAGAGCUACGCAGCUUUUCGGGAGGAGGAGGCUGCUCGGGAGGAGGCCGCAAGGAUUCAAAGGAGGAUGGAGCAUAACUCGAUUGGUUCAGACGAGAUGCAGUAUUCAUUCGGGUCCGAGGAGGAACUAGAGGAUCUGACCUUCACAGAGGGGGAUGCUAGUUUUGAACAUGAGUGCUAUCACUACACUGGACAUGGCACGCCUCCUUAUGAAGGACAAGAAUAUUUAAGCAGAAACCAAACCGCCCAUGAACGGGACCCCAUGUUGUCUCCUCCAGAGGAUCUGAGGAAUGAAGACAUCGAUCCGAUGGGUGAACUGCAGAGCUUGGUUCUCUCAGUGUCUCGGUACCUGGCUGUAAAAGAGGAGGAGCUCCACAAAUAUGAAUCCAUGCCAAAACCAACUAGAAGAAAACUCCCCACCCUGCCAACCGAUGCUAAGGCUGUGCAACCUGGGGACGAUAAAAAGGACCAAGUCCAAGCUGAGGUUAAAGAGGAGAGUCCUGUUGAGCAAGGCAUGACUGGGGUGAAAAAUGCAAUGAGCUCGUUGUUGAGUUCACUAACAGGAUCAAAGUCUCCCACGGAGGUGGAGUCCACCGGAACGCCAUCCCCUCAACCACCACAGACUGAAUCUGGAAUUUCUAAACUGCUCUCUUUGAUCCCAAAAGCUAAUUUGGAAGUUCCUGAAAUCAUGCCUGCAACAGACCCGCCCACUCCCCAAGCAUCCCCCCAACCUGAAUCAGGCAUUUCCAGACUUCUGGCAUUCAUUCCCAAGAGCGGAGGUGCCUCUCCACCUGUGGCUAUAGUUCCACCCGCCUCUCAAGAACCUGCAACAGAGAAAAGGUUUUCCCUUCAGUCCCUUUUGCCUUUCCAGUCCUCUGAACCCGGUCAACAAGCUGAUGCUAAUCAGACACCGACGCAAGGCGGUGCACAGGCGGGUGACCAGUCCACAUCUGGGUUCGAAUCCAUGCUAGGAAGGCUUAGUCCCAUGAGACUUUUCUCCAGCACGCCCUCAUCUAGAGAGGCACCACCCCAGCCCUCAGAGCAAAGAAGUGACUCUGCUGCUAGCAGAGAUUCCCAACAAGGACCUGGGAGCAGUCCGAAAAGAGAAGGCUCGCAAACGGAGCGACAGUCUUCCGGAGAGACGAGAGCAGGUUCAGGAAGUGGAUCCGUUGAUCUUUUACCAGAUACAGGAAGUGGAUCAAUAGAGUUUUCCCACGAAACAGGAAGUGGUUCAGUAGAGCUUCUUCCAGAGACCGAAUCAUCUGGUGAGCUUCCCGAUAUUCACCAAAGAGAAACCACAGCAGCAUCUGAAGCCAAACCCGAGGGCGGUUCAGAGGAAACGGGAUUCUUCAGUCCUUUUAGGAAGUCUUUCUCCACUCUGAUAUCAACUGCAUCUCCAGACAUUUCCUCCCAGACUCAUGGCAAACCUGCAGAGGAAUCAUUUUUAGGGAGCAAAUUCAAAAUCCCUUUUUUUUCUGAGAACACUCCCACAAGUACCUCCUCCAGAGCAGAUGGGGGAAUGCUGUCAGGUAUCCUUAAGCUGGGCUCGUCAGAGGAUACCAGCUCUUCUCCAAGCAGUCCACCUCCUACUGCUAGAGCUUCUUCUCCAAGUCGUGCAGCGCUCCUUGAGAGUGUGCCUAAAGGAAACCCUGGAACGGGCUGGUUUUCUAACCUGUUCAAGGUGAGCCCAAGUGAGCCUGCCAAGGAACAGACGACUCCCACUCUGACUCUAACCCAACCAGGAGGUCAAACCGAGCUUCACGAUGAACAAGGACUUCCCGACACUCCGAAGAGCACUCGGGAUCAAACACCACCAGAAGCAAACGUCACGUCUCAACAUCAAGAUCUGCCGAAAGUCGCAGAAGGGAAAUCCCAGUCCGAAACCUCACAUCCUCAAGGAAUUCUGUCAGGAAUGUUAAAGAUGAGACCGACAGAGCACGCUUCGUCUGAUAAGACGACGAGUGAAGGGGAUAACCAGUCUCAGCUGGGUGGUUUGCUCUCUGGGUUGUUUCCAUCACAUUCCCGACCUUCUCCCCACAUACAACAGAAUCCUGCUGCACAACAAUCAGGAAUGUUAUCUGGAUUCCUAAAGUUAGCUUCUGACACAGUUUCGGCUUCUACAACUCAACCAGGAGGUUCUGAUGGUCAAGCCUCAUCUGAAGGCCAAGGAGUCUUUUCUGGACUCUUGAGAAAAGCUACAGAUUCAGUAACUGGGUCUCACAGACAGUCCGGUCAGGAGUCACAGAUGGACUCAUCCGAUCAGCGAGCAAGAACCCAAGCAGCUGAACGAACCCCGAGUCCAGCUGCUACUGCUCAGCCUUCAGGAUCUCCUGACAACGAGCAAUCAGACCACGGAAAGACACAACCAGCCGCCUCAGGCCAGGAAACAAAACAUCAGCAGCCUGACACCACCGCAGAAAAAACGCCUCCAAAAGCAGCAGCAGCGUCUCAACCUGGUGGACUAUUUGGAGGUUUACUCAAACUCACGGAAACCGCUCCUCAGCAAACAUCUCCCAACCCAGGAGGUUUGCUAAGUGGCCUGUUUGGAGUUGUUGGACAGGACACUGCUCCUGCCAACCCACCCCACCCCUCAGAAAAUCAGCCCCAAAUGCCUCCGCAACAGCCCCAGAGUGGCCCUGGGGGGGUGCUUAGUGGGUUUUUUACCAAAAUGGCAGAAGCAGAUAGGCCGCCGUCUACGCCAGCUCAGCAACAGAUCCAAAGACCAAGCCCCAGGACAGCUCAGCAGCCACCCAGUCCACAGGGAGGCUUUCUGUCUGGGCUGUUUUCAGCAGGUCCUAGCUCUGCAGCCCCACAGCAGCGGCAACCUCAACAAGCAAACCGACAACCUCUUCAGAGGCAAAACCAGGUCCCACCACAAACCGCCACCACCGUGCCAGAGCCUCAGCAGGGCGGAUUACUGUCAGGACUGUUUAAUAAACUAGCAUCCAGUGAUAGUGCCCCACCACAGCCCAGCGCACUGACUGGUCCUCAACCAACCAGCAAACCUGCACAAGUUUCUAGUCACCAGUCGUCUCAAAGCAGCCAACAGGGAGGAGGAUUCUUUUCAGGUCUGUUUGGACAACAACAACAACAACCUACUCAUGAAAUAACAAACCCGCCCCGGCAAACGUCCACCCAGCAGGCCGGUCCAGGUGGAGGCUUGCUUUCAGGUAUUCUCAAGCUUGCGUCAGGUGAUGAUGUUCCUCCAGAACCACAGCCAGCUGAAUCAGCUGUGAGCUCAGGCCAAAGUUCAGGCCAGACCGAACCGGGGGGAUUAUUCUCAGGCCUGCUGAACAAAAUCUCUGCCACAGCAGAACAGUCCUCUUCUCCUGCUGAUCAGGGAGGCCCUCAAACAACGCAGCAGCACCAUCAACCGCGUGUAGGGCCGGGCAGACCGCAUAUUCAGAGAACUAAACCAGUAGAGGUGCAGUCCUCCCAAGAAACGCCCACCGAGAGGGAAUCGAAAGGUCCAGUCCAGAAAGGCUUUCUCUCGGGUCUUUUUAGUGUGCCAGAAGAACAACCCUCCACCCCUCAGCAGCCUGUGAAGGAGGAAGCGAAGCCCACAGGUGGCUCCUCUCCCGGUUUAUUAUCCAGCAUUUUCAGAGCAGGCUCCACUGACAGUAGCACUUCUGCGUCUGACAAGGAAAAAGGAAACGCCACUCUCAACGGUUUUGUGCCAAAAGGUGCAGAGGAUGUUCCUUCAAAGACGGCAACACCAACAGCCACCUCCAGAUUAGUUAAUCCAGAUGUUACUGCUCACAGAAAUAAUCUGCAGUCACAAGUUACGCAAGAUCUUAGGAUUUCCCCUACGCAGCGUUAUCUUGAGGAAAUUAAGCGUCUCUUAUACGGGACAGCAGAUGAGUAUGGCUACAAGGACCUGCUUUACAACUUCACCGAACAAGGCGUCAUUCCACCACAGCUGUUUGAGCACCAGUGCCUGAUAGAAGCUCUGCUGUGGCAACAGCUCAAUGAUUAUCUACAAGCUGAAGCCUUCGCCACUCAAGCCCACUCGGGUACCCAGACGUACCAGGGGAACACGGCACCCACAGCUUUUGCACCUCAAUGCCACAACCACCUAGGGUUGAAUCCCAAAGAAGUGGACAUCAGUGAGUUCAAUGUACCAUCGCAUCCUUGGAGAGACGCUGCAGCCCAGCUUUUUGAGCACAGGAGCCGUUUCCUUGAGCCAGAUGAAGAUCUGAUUUUGUUUGAUAUGAGCUGCAGAGACAGGAAAACAUGGAGCAGCUGUGAUCACUUGAACGACCUCACCAGAGAUAGGAAACCAUGGAUUUCGAGAAGCAGUGCUGUAAAUCUCUCCACGGAAACGUCAAAGGCACGAUUAAGUAGGUGUCAGUCUCUCUCGGAUUGCAACGGUCAAGGGUUUUGUAAACAACAUGAAAAGAGUGCCGUUAACGUAAAAGAGGAAGACUUUGAUUUAAAAUCAGCAACAGAGUUUUUGAAGCGCCUUGCGGUCAAAAAGGGUCCCGUUGACUUACGAAGGGGUGCUCUGGAUUUGAGCAGAUCAGCUGGAACGACAGGGGAGGGAGAUGAUGAUUCUAAGUGGUACCAACAAUGGCUCACACUAUUAGAGCAAGGGCUGUGGUGGCCAGGUGAGGCAGGAGACUGUGGCUAUUACGUUUAUACCAACGAAAACUACAUUUACUCUUUGCUAACCGAUAAAGCAGGAAGGCAUCUCUAUGCUUGUGCGACAGAGGAAGAUAUGCGUGCUCUAGCUAACAUCACUGAAAAUAUUACAAACAUCGUCAAGCAGCAGCAAGCAGACAAAGUGACCCUUUGUGGUUUUAAAAUCCCCCUCAGCGAUGAAAGCGAUGUCCUCUGGGUGCCAGGCAACCAGCAGUAUGAUUUACUGCCAUCUGACGCACCCGUCAACCUGACAUCCGCCCUCGAAAAAGGUGGAAAAAUCAUGAACAUGAACCUGGAAAGCUUCUCACAGAUGUUUCAGGAGUCCAUAACUUCCCAAGCAGAACAAGCUGCUGAUUUGACUAUGUAUAAGCUUAAAAAGAUAAAAGUGGAGUCCAUUCAAAACACCUCCACCUGUCUAGAAAAACCAGUGGAAGCAGCAGAUUUCAGCUUGAAGGCUUUAAAGGGAGGGCACGGAGGACCAUACUGGAAGAAUGAAAGGGUCAAAGAUGUCGUUGCACCUGGACAGUCUCCUAGACAUAAUUCAACACGACACAAACAACAGUCCAUUCCUGAAAUCAGGAUCGCACACGUAGAUGAAACCCAGGCUGGCCAAUCGAGACAAAAGACAACUUCAGUGUCUUCAAAAAUAAUUGGAGUUUCUACUGCUGACACAAGUAACGCUAAUUCAUCAUCUACUAUGUCAACGUCUGUGUCCAGCAAGCAUGCAGAGAUGUCAGACGCGUCUAAAACUGCACCGCUUUCUAAAAUAGCAGAAGCUUCAGGGAUGGGGAGGAGACUGCCUGCACCACCUACUGGUAGUGUGGCCACUAGUUCGUCAUCUCCCUUGGCACAAGUAACUACUGUUAGAAGUUUACCCAAAACAUCUACAUCAACUCUACCAGCUACUUCAUCACAAAGGCCCCAUCUUCACAGGCAGCCAUCUCAAGCAGACAAAUCCACAGAGUUACUUCAAGCCAACAGGACUUUUGUCAGAGGGAUGAACAGUCCUUCAUCGCUUGUCCAACCCAGUCCCCGGUCCCAAAAACCAUCACAAGAUCCCAUUCAAGAGUUUGCACCACGGUUACACAUACUGAAUGACAUGUCUGGUAAGUACACCGAAGCGUACCUUUAUAACAGAAAUCACAAGUCGUUUCUCCCUCCGUGCAGCUCUCAGAUGGGCCACAAAGUUCUGGAUUUUUCCUCUGCAUCAAACAAAAACAUUCAUGUGGAUCAGAAAGAUGCUGCUGGUGCCACCGUUGUGCCAGAACAUACCCAUGAGAAUGAAAUAGUCGACUUCACCAAGUACAAAAUGAAACGAUUUAAAGAAAAAAAGCGAGUUGCAACUGAAUUUACUGAAGCGACUGGUGAGACAAUAACUGUUGUAGAUCUUACUAAAGAAACUGAAGAAGAUGAGGUUAAGUGGCCAGAGUCUGAGUGCCCUGAUGUGAGCCCACUGCACGAUGUACGUCAGAGCAAACGGCUUAAGGCAGUCGACCAACAAAACCAAUCUGUGAGGAGUCUGUAUAGACCUGAGGUGGUAGAGUGUUCAGUCAAACCUCCGGUCCUCUGCUGUCCAUCUGCAGGAGCUAAAGCACACCCGGCUCCUCCUAAUGCCUCUGAUAAAUGUGCAGAAGAUACCUCCGUCAAGCUGACGUCUACAUCUGCCUCACUGCCAAAGGAAUGCAACGCUUAUAGUUCAUCAGGAAAAACAAGCUCCACAGUUGCGCCUGUUUCCAGUAAAGAAUCCAAUCUUAAAGGCGUUACUCAAGCAACUGAGCCAGCACUGCUCACACUGACCUCAGCACAGCAGCACAUUUCCAAGCAGCACCGUUCUCCAGCAGUUACAACCGGUGGGACACAGCCCGUCCCCACAGACACCAAGAGGGCAACUGUUGCCUGUCACUUUGGUAUCACAGGUCAACGGUAUCAGAGAGAUACGGCACCAGCAAACCUAGUUAAAGUCACACUAGAUACGUCUGUCAAGACAAGGCAUCCGAUGCAACCAAGUGUCGUGCCCACCAGUGAUUCCGUCUGUGAGGCAGUGCCACUGACCCAAGGAAAACCGGUAGCUUGUGUGGAGACAAAUCAAAGUUUGAAUCAACUGGAAUCCCUUGACUUGACAUAUAAUGCAUCCUCCCCAGAGGGUAUACAAGAGAAGAGAGAAUACGUUUGUCCAUCACCUCCCAAGGAACCAACCAAUUCAGGGAAAGAUGUUACUUGUCUAUCAGCUGCCACCACAAAGGAAAUUGAUCAAAACAUGUAUGUCCCCUCCAAAAGUCAGUCUAGAAGCUCUAAGUUUUGUAUAGCUACCAACGCACACCGGACUCUGGAGCAUCCUCUUCAGUGCCCCUCAGAAUUCCUUCAACAACGAUUUCAGCAGGGCCAAAGUGGAGACCCAACACGCUCCGUUCUGUCAUUGACCAUGGAACUGGCGUGUAAAACAUUCCCUUCAAAAGAACACGCAGUUACUGGAGUGUUGGAUAUGUCACCCAAACCAACUGUAGCCGAUCAGGAAAAGGGAGUGUCCCAAACAGGGUGCACUCCAGAUGAAGCCGUUCCUCUUGUUAAUAAGCCAAGUGCAAGGGCAGUUGCCAGGAGAGCUUCUGUGGGCAUUCCUCUGAUAGUUGAGCAAAGUCUUCUAGACUCAAAAAGCCAAGUGAGGUCUCAAAACACCGAUCAAAGAACAGACAGUAAUACUGAUCCGGGUCCAAAGCGGCACCUUUUCAGCGAUACGACUAUACAAUGCUCAGGUGUUCCUCAGUCUUUUGUCAAAUCACGUUUGCUCAGUACAGCUCCAGCAAACUCGGUCACAGGCACAUUAGAUAUGUCAACAAAGACGGCUAAACCGAAUGCUGUCAUCUCUUGUUCAGAUCCGGUAUCACUUGUUUGCACAAGGCGAUCAAGCUUAUCCGACUCUCAAAGGGAUUCUGUUGGUGUCCCAUUAAUUGUGGAGACAUACCAUCCUCCGGAGUAUUCUAGGAGACGACACAAAGCAGUGGCAGAGUCCCAGGCUGCAGGGUUUGCGUGCUGUAGAUCUCAGGAAACAUCAGGACCGGCCAACACAAUCAGAAGCUUCUUAGACAUGUCCUCAAGGUUGAGACAGCAAGAGGCUGAAUCGACUUCUAUUACGCUCUCGUCUGAAGCGUUGCCACUGGUCAGAAACAAGGCAGAUGUUGUAGGAAGCUGUUCAGCUGGUCUACCUCUCGUAGUGGAGCAAUUUGCAUGCCAACAAGGAAGACAAGUUAUGACUGGAGUUCAUACGACCGAGUCUCUGCACAGACGGAUGUCUACCUCUCAUCGUAACGGUGACAUUUCUUGGCCUAAUGCAAACUACAAGAACACACGACAACCAAACACACCUGUGGAUUUCUCUGCAAAAGACAGUCCAAUCACGAGUAUACGUUUAAGGAGUCACGUUGAAGUGAUGGAUGGAGAGCCCAUGAACUUCACUAGUGUGAAAGUAAAGAAAGAAGCUUCGGAAAAAAGACCGACUGAAAAGCUGUUUCAAAUCCAAGAGCCAGCUGGUCUUGUAGACCUGAGUGUAGAUCUUCUACAGAAAACCACUGACACUCAAGGUGCAACAGAUUAUACUUCUCCUCAUGCUAAAGUCCCAUCCCUACCCUGUCUUCAACAGUAUUUACCUGCAAACAUCAUCAUGGAAGUCAAAAAGGACGUCACAUUUUCUCAAACUCAAAACUUGUCACAAUGUGGAGGUUUUCCAUCUGACAAGCAGAUGACCACCCAACCCGGAGCUGGAAUACAUUUAGAGCCAGAAAAGUCUUCUCAUCGUGUCGCCCCCCGGGCUCCACAGACCAGUGAAGCUACUCACGUGUCACUUAGUUCUGCAUAUCAACAGGACAGCGGUGCUCAUGUCGAGUCAAAGGAACCUGAACAUGUUUCUCAGGUCAAAUCUCGACCAACAGUUAAAAACUCAGCUCAACAACAACAUUAUCAGCACCGUUACGAGAAUAUUCCAGUCUCUGAGCCCAAACCACCAACAUCCCAAAGACAGGAUGUAGCUUCCCAGCAUGACUUAUCCCGUCGGCCUAGAAUUCUCAUCAAGCAGGCUACGGUGGACAGUUAUGGGAGCACAGAAGAAUGCAAAGAAGAUGUAAAAGUGAUGAGUAGUACACCUGUUCCAUGCUCUGUCCACCAACAGUUGGGUGGGUCCCAAACGGUUUCCACUCCUUUGCAUUUGAAUGCUAAAUCUGAUCGUGCCCUGCCAUCUGGAGUGGGACAACUUGUGCAAAGCCAAAGCACUUCAGCCGCUUCAGCAAAAGGUCCUUUUCAGCUCCCCGACCCACCGGACUUAAGUCAACAGCACGUCACUGUCCAGCGUCCUCCUGCUCAGAUUCCUUCUAGUAUCAUUGAUUUAGGCCAACAUGCGUCACAAGUUUGUGCAAAUGAAUCACAACCAAGUCCACUGGCAGCAGUUCAAUUGCAACACAUGCGUCAGAAUCAGGGCCUUAUAUCUGAACCUCAACAACCGUGUGCACAGUUCCCACCAGCAGGACCAUCCUCUGUCAAGGGUUUGAUUUCAAUGUUUAGUAGUUUGAGUUCACGAUCACCCACUAACGGAAAUUCAGCUGCUGCUGCCCCCCAACAGGCCAAGAUGAUGUCUAAAGGUGUGGAUCUCAGUUCACAAGCUUCACCACCACAAAUACCUACCACCAUUAUGCAACAUCCAGUCCCCUCAGUUUCCUGUGCUGUAGAAACAGGUGAGAUGAUUGCCUCAUGCGCACAAACUGCUGAUGUGUCAACCUCUCCCCCUUUUACAGCAGUCCUUGUGCAAAGCCAUGGCGAAUCUACACCACUGGCUUCUGAAGGCAAAUUAGAUUUAGCAUCUGAACUGUUUAAGGAUCAAUCUGCAGCCAGACAUACAGAGCCGACUCCAGCACCACCAGUCAUCGCUGAAUCACAGCCUAGGUGCUUGAUUUUAACUGAGAUAAGCCAAAAGGCAUCACUGAUGGAUACCUCCACCAGAAAUGCACCGUCGUACGGCUUCGGGCCUACUUUUGUUUCUCAGGAAUCUCGCCAUCCAAUCAAUUUGCCUCAAACUCCCCAAGUUAAACCACCAAACAACACGUUAAAAAGUGAAGAUGUUGAUGGCUCCAGAGAAGUUUCACAAACAUUACCAGAGGCUACACCGACAGAAAUGACCCCAGAAAUAUCAGCCACGAUAAAUAAGAGGUCGGUCUCAGAGUCUGACGCUUCCAGACAAGCUUCGGAAGAGACUAAACAAAAUGAACCUGCACCGUUGGUCGCCGUCAGUGCUGGAGUUGAUGGGAGUUCUUCUGUAGGAGAUGGACAACAACCAAAGUCAGUCUACAUUGGCAUAAAUUCCUCAGGCAUGCAUCCUGCCAGUACGGAAAAUGAACCAGAUCAGCCAAAACCCUACGUUAGACUACCCCACAUUUUUGUUUCAGCAGCAAGUUCACCAGAAGAAGAGACCAGUGAACUUGGACCUUGUGAGGGUAACAAACCAGAUGUUCCACAAGUUGAUGCGGUUGAGGAUUUCACUUCUCAUACAAAUGUUUUACCAGAAAAUAUUGUUGAACGUUCUGAUAAAUCAGAGGACUCUAGUGCAAAAAUAAGCAGCAUUAUCAAAGAUUCUGUUGAAGAAAAUGUUGAGGAGGGCAAGACCUGUUUUCAAGAAGUUCAUCUCCCUACAGCUGAGCAGAAGCCUUCAAAGGAGCGGGACUCUCCGCACAUCCUGAAUGAAGAGGGCACAGCUGUUGAUGCUACUCUCGCUGAUGUUGACGUGGAGCCAGAGCCUACCGAGUCUCACAAACCAACCCCAGACACAGCCUCAGCAGAAGAAACCAUGCCCCCCAGGGCCCUGGCCAGUCCGAAUGAAAACAUCACUUCUGCAGACACAACACAAGAGUCAUCCUUCCAGGAUGAAAACAUUUCUUCAAAUGCUGAUUUUUCUGAAAAACCGCGUAGAGAGGACGUGUGUCUGACAGAAAAAGAGUCAGCUGAAGAACGUCUUAAUGAGAAAGGUGAAGUAGGUGCUACUUUAUCUGGACCUGAACCUCCUCCCAUCAUUCCUCCCACAGAGGAAACUGCUGUGUCCACCAAGGAUGGGACAGCUACCAAAGGCAGUUUUCCCGAGACCCGACCAGAUAAAGAGCCAGCAGAAAGGGGCAUCUUCUCUCUGUUCAGUGAUUCCACCACAACUCAUCAACAGUCCUCCCAAACUGGAUUAUCAACACUUGGGGGCAUUCUUCCUGGCUCGUCUACCAAAGACACUCCUGGGACAGGAUUGCUCUCAAUGUUUGGUGGGUCAAAUGCCCCAUCUUCAUCUCAAUCUAAAGGGACACAACCACAAUCUACUCCACAGGAGCCACAUGGAAAAGGACUGUUUUCUAUGUUUAGUGGUUCCAGUGUUCAACCACCCUCUGGCCCAAGAGGUGCAAAUGCUGGAAACGUGUGUCCUAGAGGUCCUCCGCCCAAAGAGCCUCCAGGAAAAAGCCUGUUUUCUAUGUUUGGUGCAUCUGCACCGCAGCAACCAUCAAGUCCCAAGGGUCAUCCAGGUGUUGGUCUCCCACCAAGAGGACCCUCUAAUGAGUCUUCUCUUUUUGGUGGGAUCCUAUCAGGUUCUGCAACACAAAAAGCUUCCCCAAGUACCGGAUUGUUUUCCAAGCUCGGCAGUCUUGGUGCUCAACUCCAAACGGAACCUCAGGUUUCCACACCGGGACCCAGUGCACCAGAUGUCUCAGGGAAAGGACUGUUCUCCAUGUUUGGUGGACAACGUCAACCAACAGACUCUAAACCAAACGCCUCAGAUACUGGUUUCAAAGUGUCUUCUGUGUUCUCACUUGGAGGGAAUUCUGACAGCAAUAAAUCAAAACCUGGAUUUGGUCUAUUUGGAAAGUCGUUUUUAGAAGAGCCAGAAAAACAUGCCGCUGCCAGAGAGGACGCUGCGUCGCUGCAAAAAAUACCCACAGACACUGAAGCUUCUUCAGAGGAAGUGAAAGAUGAACAUAUUCAACGUGUCACAGUUGCAACAUCUGAGCCUCUUUCUGCAUUAUCGGUUAAGGAGGAGCUCCAAGGAAAGCAGGCAUGUCCAGAAGUCCAGGACUCUUCUGAAGACACCAAUAAAAAGGAAACGGAAAACUCUGUUCAACAGUUGGAUCUGUGUGUGGACACGAAGAAACAAACAACGAUCCAGGGAAACCUCUCUGGUGACCAGACUGCCUAUCUGAUAGAUGAAACCUCUGCCACAAGCAUGCUGCUCUUGACAAGUAAUCUACUAGAGAAAGAGUUGGUAGAAGAAAAUGAGGACACACCAAGUGCAGUGGCUGAACCAGAAACUGCCGCCAGCACAAACACUGAACGUGACAUAGAAGCAACCAUUCACUUGUCUGAAAACGGAUCAAGGUCGGAUGAAAUAUCAGUCAUUUCUGGCCAAAGUGAUGAAGAAGAUGUAAACUCUGUCGGUGAGGACGAAUUAAGAUGUUCAAAGACAGAAAACCAAAUUCAGAAGAUUGCUGUUGAAGAGCAGACUGCUGCUGUGGAGGUGGAAAGCUCUCUCACACUUUGUAUUGAAGAGCAAAAAGCAGAAACGGAGAAGGACCAAUCAUUUACGAAACCUCUGGAAAGUAACGACAAAGAACUUCUCUCAGCUGCAGAUGUAGGAAAACUAUCAGAAGACACUUUGAAAAAUGAGGCUGAGGAACAAUCAGCAGCUGAUGAUGUUGCCAAAUCAUCUAAUGCCAAUUUGGAAAUCACUGGAAGUCCAGAAGCCACAGAAGUAGAAAAAAUAUCUCAUGAGGCUUUAGAGAUAGCGAAUGACGAACAAACAGUGGUCACAGACAAAGAAAUGGCAGAGAAGCCAUCUUCAGAAUCACCUGAGAAAGACUUCAAGUUACCAUCUGAUGAUCCUGGAACUGAACCGAUGGAGCAAAAGUUCAAGAAAACUUGUGAAGGUGCUACUGUUGCAGUGGUCUCAUUAUCAACUGAAGAAGAACCUCUUGGGGGCAACACAGUACUGCUGACCGGUCCUCCACCACAACAUCAUCCGAGCCCAGGCAUGGCUAGACCCCCGGGCCCACCAAGACAACAAAUGGGAUCCCCAAGAACAGCAGGACCAAGAACAGCAGGACCAAGAACAGCAGGACCAAGAACAGCAGGACCAAGAACAGCAGGACCAAGAACACCAGGACCAAGAACAGCAGGACCAAGAACAGCAGGACCAAGAACAGCACAAAAGCCACCUGAAGCAGCUCCAUUUUCUGGCUUCAUGUCUAUGUUUUCUGCCCCAAAUGCACCAAGCAAAUCAACUGUAGGGGGAUUUUUUUCAAGUUCACCUGGAUCUCUUUUCGGCUCAUCGCCCACUCCUCAUCAACCACAACAACAACAACAACAACAACAGAAAAGCUCCUUUUUUGGGAUUCCCAGUACGAAUGCAGCAGAGUCCAUCACUAGUGAAAUUUUUGGUUUGUUCAAAAGUCAAGAGACAGCAAAGCCUCACGAACCUCAACAGUCUGGCACAGAUCCUGGACCAGCAGAACCUUCUGCUGACAUGAAAUCAGAGAAGACUGAAAAUGCAAACGUAGAGAGUGCUCCUUUAAAUGAAGAUAAACGUGUUGACAGCUGUGAAGACUGCGAGGUACCUGAGAAGGAGCUGGUGGAAGAGGCAGAAAGUAAAGACGGAAUAGAAGAAGAACGUACUCCCACUGGAACUCCCAUUAAUCCAGUCCGACUGUCAGGAAACAGCGACCUAGCGGAGUGUGCAGGGGAACCGGGCUCUCAAGUGUCUUACAAAGAUGCCCCACCCACAUCUCCCAAAAGCAAGGGCCUAUUUGACAUACCCAGUCUGACCGCCCCUACAUUUGGUUUUAUGCCUGCAGGCACAUCGUCCUCUGGUUCACGUUUCUCCACAACAUCUACAGCAUCUUCUGAUUCAUCACCACAGCCACAACAGACAGACGGCGGUCUCCUUUCAGGCUUCAGAAGCCUUUCGGCUGGUAUUUUUCAGGAAGAAAAGCCAGGCAGGCUUGAGGAAACAUUAGGUGCCUCAUCGGUGUUUGGCUUGAAACUGAGCUCGGUCUUUGGCACCUCCGACUCCACCAAACCCAAAUCCAGCUCUCCUCUGGUCCCGUCUCAACCCCAGCCCGGAAGUCCAAAACAAUGGGAUGAAUCUAGUGUGCCAGCUUCUGAAAAAGCAUCUCCAGGUUCUGGAGAGACUGAAAGUGCAGACGCUAGCGACACAGAAGAGCCAACAGACACAUCAAAAACAGGAAGCUGUGAUACCUUAGCACACACACCACCGUCCGGCCUCCCCUCUCUCUCUGGCUCUCUAUCAGAAUGUUUGGAUAAACCUCUAGAGGUGAUCCCACCAUGUGAGUCACACAAGAGCGAAGUAACCACCCCUGACAGCGAGCACACAGAUCUGGGAUCAGAUCUACCCAAGGAGCUGCUGGCCACGGACGCUGCACCAAGGCUAGUAUCUGCACGCUAUAGCAUCAUGACCAUCAACGUGUCCAAAGAAUCCGGUCUGAGUCUUAAACCUGUGUUCUGGCGUCGCCGUAGACGUCCCUCGUCAUUUAGCACCCUCGUUAAACAUUCUGAGGGCCAAUCUGUGGUCAUGUUGCUACGGCUGACUGAGGUGGUUUCUUCUGCUCGAGUCCUUCUCCAGCUUUCCCUAGUUUCAAAUGGAAGCCCAGCGCUGGCCAAUGUCAAGAGUGUAGUUGAGGUUAGGACCCGACAAGGAGAUGAGACCUGGGGGGGCGCCAGAAGCAAUCCAGUGUGCUUCUACAUCGUCUCGGCGGCGGCGGCGGUGACGCGCAGCUUCAGCAUCGAACGGCUGAAAACGUCUGUAAAUGAUCACCAUCGUUCCCCAUCUGUCUGCUCGCUGGACUCCCCUGGAGACCUCAGUCCCGUCAGCUGCCAGCUCAGUGCUGAGGCCGACGACCCCCGGCCCCCUCUCUGGGUCCGGUCUCCUAAGGGGGCUGUGGAUGAAGAACAGGACAGGGAAGUGAACGGUGUUCCAGAACCUGGUGCCAAUGCAGACCUGAAGGAUUCGUCGGCCGUCUCUCCCAAGCCGGCGUUGGACCACCACGAGAACCAGAACCAGAACCAGACUAAAACCGGUUUGUUGGGUCGCGGCCCUCCUGCCUGCUCUCCAUCGAAGGUCCGCUGGCUGAAGGCUUACAACAAAGUGAGGGGGAAGCUUCUGGAGCAGGCUUACCGUCUCCUCUCCCUGUGGGAACCAGAAAAGGGUAGGAGGCCUUCUCCGUACCUGUGUACGGCAGCCUCUUCUCUGCCGGUGUGUCCCAGGGCAGCUGGCCGAAGGGGAAGCUCCGGGUCCAAAGGCUCUUUUCAGCAAUGCAGAACCAGAAAGCGAGCCAGAACCGGACCAGACGGAGGAGUUAAGUCUAAACUCCAGCUUCAGAAGGAAGGCAUGGCUCCAGAUUACCAGGUAACAGCAGCAGUUUCCACUAGUCAGCUAACGCUGAAACUUCACUUUGAACCCAGAAGAUCUAAAAUGUUUGAUAAGCAGGAGAAUGUGUUUAAACGGCUUCGCCGCCUCUGCUUCUGCAGACUCAGAGACCCGUCCCUGAGAUUGAGAAAGCAGCAGUUUUAUAACAAGAACAGAAGCUCUGAAAGGCGCAAACACCUCCGACCACGUUAUGAGAAGUUUAAAGCUGUUCUAGUGUCCUCGUUUUGGAAAAAGAUCAUUUCAAAAAGGGCACCAAGUGGCCAGGGCCCCCCGAGCCUCGCCCACUCAAACAUCGCCCUCUAUGGAGUGUCGCCCGGUGGACGACUAAAUCCGGAGGCCUCUGGGUUUAUAAAGUCUUCGCCGUGUUCUGCAUUGGGAGUAAAAGCUAUUUGUGUGCAGCGUCUUCACACGUUUGCUGCGAUGCAUCUGAGGAAGCAGCUCCAUAAACCAGCAGGAAGAAGUAAAAAGCAGCCGUUCGAUCCCAUUUUGUCCCGGAGCAGAGACACGUUUGAUUGGGUGGUGGGUGAUGUUUCCGUCCUGAAUGCAAAAGUCAGCUUCCACUUAACAACAGAACGAGCCCUGGGGGAGGCGAAGAGAGAAGCAGAGAGAGGAGACACGGCGAAGAGGAGGCGUCGCUCCUGUUGGCUGUGCAACAAGCUGUGGAGGAUGAGGAGAACGGAUAGAGACGGGGUGAAGCAGAGGGAGGAAAAGAGGAGGAGCCAGCGCUGCUUGUGCAGGCUGAGUGGAAUUAGAUGGAGUCUGGAUUUGUGUCGUCAAACUUUCUCUGAUAUCCGCAUAAGACACAGAGAGGAAAUGGAGGGAACAAGGGUCACUGUGUACAUCGUUACCGUGACGAUAAAUGAGUUGAGGGACAGAGGGACGGAUCUGCUUCCUGUGGGGGACCGAGGAAACGAGAACACCUUCACAUCAGAAUUUUGUCACCGCACUGAUCUGCCUGUCCAAGACAAGAUCCCCAUCCAGAACAACACCCAGGGAAGUCACAUUUGGGCUCAAGAAUGGGGUGAGCUGACCAAGAUCAACCACACCAGUCCCAGACGACGCACUUGGACCAAAAACUACAACCCCCGCAACAGAUAUAAAGAAAACAACAGGGGGUCCAACACAGAACCUUGGGGGUCCCCACAAGAGAAUGAAGCAAUGGAGGAAGUAAAAUCCCCCAAUGAGACACUGAAGGUUCUGUCAGCCAGAAUGUCAUUGAAAACCCGGGGCAUUGCCGAUUCUGUACUGUGGACUGGCCUUAAAACCGGACUGGACUAUAAUUAUAGCGAUGCCGAUCCAAACAACCAAAACCAGCAACAGGAACUAGCCAGGGGCAAAGGGGCUCCACCAAACGCCUCGGAUCCCUGGAUAGGUGUACGCGAGGGGAAGAGAUGCCUCCUCCAGAGCGGUGGCACCGGAUCACGCCACAGAUAUGCCGAAAUCCUACCCAAUAGUGGUGGCAAGGAUCCUGCCAACUUGAUCAGAAUACAGCAUAAGUAUAACGCUGGCCUGGUUUUGGUGGCACUCGUUCCAGCCCGAUGGAAGAACAUCGCCUGCCUUAGGCGGCCUGUGGACGUGGUUCUGGCAGCAGAGCAGGAUUCCUCUGCCUGCCUGGCGGAGCUUUUACGAGGCUCCGCACCCGUCAGGAAUAAAGCUGUUGUGAAAACAGCUCCGGCUGCACCGGCGAGCGUUUCGGGGACGAUGAGUCAGGUUUAUGAGUCCAACAUUGGUCCGACCUCAAGAGCGAAUCAGCCGGCUGCAAGUCAGGGCGGGUCUGACCAAAGCACCAGUGAGUUUAACAUUGUGAAGAGAAGCAGCAAAAAUGAUUUUACUAAAAAAUACAUCACAAGAGCCGGAGCCUAUCAAGCUAACAAGCCUUCUUCUGUUCCUGCCUGUGACAUGACUACCAGCCACUGCAUUGCUGCGUUCACCGGAGGGGAAGAAUUUAAAGAUCAGAUUUUAACUCUUCCAAACCCACGAGUGAUUGCUGCUGUUGCCAUGGUGACAGCAAGCCUACUAGGCCAACACAUUUUUACAAGUCGGCUCAUUGGGCCUGAAAGGCUGAACCACAACAGCAAACAGGCUGGAGCUCCAGGAGUGAUCCGCCUGAAGCUGCACCAAGGUGGACCCACAGGAGUGUCCCCCAAAGGAGGGGAAAAGUCAAAAAUGCAUCCACCCAAGAAGAGGGCUCCAAAUCCCAGAGUAGCACUGGUCAUACGUGGUAAAAUCCAUCGGCUUUUGCAAGGGUCUACAGACCACCGUGUCCCCGAUUCUCACCUCUGUUAUGAACAAGAAGAUGAGGCAGAGAUGCCUGAUGGUAGGAAAGAGCUCAGGAGUGUACAUCCAAAGGUCACCCCAAGGCCAGAAGCCCUCACUCCAACAGUUUCAAUCACUAAAAGACACGGAGCAACAUCAGGACCUCCGUGUGUUGGAGAAGUGGAGCUGAACAGACAGGGGUGUAUAAGGAUACCCUGCACUUUACAGCGAAAAGGCAGCAGACCCCCAAGUCAAAAACGAAUAUCAUUUGAGAGCGGACUUCCAGAAUCUCCCGAAUCGAUACGACCGCUCCCAGACUACAUGACGGUUGACUCGGACAUGAACGGGGUGAAAUUUGCAUCGGGAUCUCAAGAGUUUGCUUCACCUCGCGUUCGACCCAAAAGGCCAUAUUCCACUGGUGAUUGUGUGGACUACAACUUCAACAGAGCCCUACCAAAUACUCUUCUGGAGGAGGAUGAGGAUAAAGAUGAGGCCUCAAGUGCCAUUAUUGACCACAUUCUGAAAGAGCUGAGGGGCAUCAAUAAGAUCCAGGAGGAAAUUUCUGACCUCAGGGAUUACCUGACGUCAGUGCGAGGCUCAGUUGAGGAGGUAUCCUCCUGUGUAGACGCUGUAUUGUUAGAGAUUGAAGGUAUUCGUUCUAGCAACAAAGGAGCCUCGGGGACAUGGUCAGGAAUGGGGUGCAAGGAUGGACCUUCUGGGCGAAGAAGACCAGUCAGUGCUUAUGGAAGUUUAGGGAGUCCAGUACCAAAGACAGAUUCUAACUGCUUCCCCCCUUCAUGCAAUGAGCAUCAUAGCAUGCAUGGAGAACUACUACUUACAAGGCCAGGAAAGUCUACCGUGCCCCACAUUCUUGCAUCAACCAAUCAUCAGGAACUGGAGGAACCUGAUGAUGCCUCUGACCAUAGUUCAGAUAUACCAGAAGGUGCAACAGCAAGAAAUUUGAGUUUGGCAUUCCUUGAACCCCAUGAUGUCCAAGACUGUCCAAGUACCAGUUCUUUGUCUUCUGGCCAUAGCUCCAAGUCUGACUCUGAUCUAGAGAGGUUACUAUCUAGUAAUGCCAGAAAGGAGCUAAUAGUUGGAAAUGGAGAACAUUGGGCUAACACCGUGCCAUCACAGAGUAGUGCUAAGAAUUCAAUCUGGCAUAGAGAAGCUGAUUACCUCAGGGAUGGAGAUCUAGAAGGCAAUGAAAGUGAGAGUGGUCUUUGUUGUGAAGGAGCUGGAAGCUGGGAUCACUACAGAGGACCAGAGGGGUAUAAUUCAUCAAUACCAUGUUCCACAGGAAGCUCAGAGCAACUACCCUUUAGGUCCAGAAAGCAUUACAAUUCAACUUCCAGUUUUUCUAGCAGGGAAGAACGGCAGUCACGGAAGAGAAGACCUCAAAGCCUGUCAAGAAUUCAUGGUCCAACCAGCACCAGCCUUGGAAACUCCGCUGUGGGAUACGAUUGUUCAGCUGAUUUGUCCUGUCCUCAAAGUUCAGGGUACCAUUCAGUCGAGGGCCGCGAUGGUGCAAGAGGGGAUUUUGAGUUUGAGCAAAUGAGUGAGGUGAGCUUCACCACAAACUGUGAUGUUCAUCUAGCUUAUGAAGAGUCUUCAGAAAUGACAUGGACAGAGGCAUCUUUAAGCACCUCUGGGUAUGAUGAUGCACAGCCUUUCACACAAAAGACGGACUCCAGUAACCAACUCCCAUUCCCUGAGGGGGCAGAUGCCCAAGCUGAAGGUUCUACUGUCAAACGCAUCGGACGAGCUGUACUUGAUUUUAGCUCUGCUUUGAGGGGUGCAUUAUGUAAACUCGAUGUACCUGCAGCAGUAAACCCUGAGGAGCAAACUGACUUUGAAUUCUCAAUGCCUUCUGACCUGCCUAUAACUGAGCUGCCUUCAAAGUCUUUCAGCUAUGAGGCAGACAUUGAACAGAUUCUUCACACCCACAGAGGUGAUGUGCUUGAAUGUAGUCAUGCUUCUAAGAAACUGACCAAACACAGUACUAUUGAAAAAUUAAGUAAUUUCUCUGGGGAGCCAGUGCUAGAAGAAACCAUCAACAGCCUUAAACAGUUUUCAGAGGCUUCCCCAAGCUCUCUAUGUUUGGAAGAGACAGCCCCAGUCCCCGAAGAGCCUAAGGCAUGGCCUGACUCUUCAAUACCUGGCAACCUUGUAGAGAAACCUGUGAAACACUCAUCUAAAGAACUUCCAAAAGGUCCUGCAAGUGUGCCUCUUAACACUCAGCAAUCACAAUGCACCUCAGUACAAUCUUCCUUCUCAAUCUCAGUUGGUGAUUCUGCCGCCCUGGAAGGGCUUGAACAAGUUGAGGUGCCAAAACAAUCCACCAUGGAUGUUAUUGUGGGCUCCAUGGUGAAAUCAGAGGGAGGUGAUGCAGAGCAAUCACCAGACAUCAACCAGGCAGAUGAAUGCAAGCUGAAGUGUCUGAGGAGCUUUCAGGAGAUUCUCCGGGAGAAGAGGGAGACCAGGCGCAGCCUUGGCAGCAUGACUAUGUCCUCCUUGUCUCAGGAGGACUUGGAACCAGUGAAGCAGAUUCACUUUACAAAUCAAAGGGAACAGAAACUGAAAGAGGUCUUUCUUGGCAAAAAAAAACUGAAACUCAACCAACCUUCGUCAGUUCCAGUGAUUCUGUUAUUUGCAUUUCUUUUCUUCAUUGUCCCAUACCCGUACCUGUGCCUGUACCUGUGCCUGCACCUGUACCUGUACCUGUACUUGUACCUGCUCCUGUAUCUGUGCCUGUGCCUGUGCCUGUACCUGUACCUGUUCCAGUACCUGUGCCUGUACCUGCAACUGUACCUGUACCUGUACUUGUACCUGCUCCUGUAUCUGUGCCUGUGCCUGUGCCUGUACCUGUACCUGUUCCAGUACCUGUGCCUGUACCUGCAACUGUACAUGUACCUGUACCCGUACCUGUGCCUGUACCUGUACCUGUACCUGUACCUGCUCCUGUAUCUGUGCCUGUGCCUGUGCCUGUACCUGUACCUGUACCUGCUCCUGUAUCUGUGCCUGUGCCUGUGCCUGUACCUGUACCUGUACCUGCUCCAGUACCUGUGCCUGUACCUGCAACUGUACAUGUACCUGUACCCGUACCUGUGCCUGUGCCUGUACCUGUACCUGUACCUGCUCCAGUACCUGUGCCUGUACCUGCAACUGUACAUGUACCUGUACCCGUACCUGUGCCUAACCGAGAUCAAGAUGCUGAUCCCAGUAAGACCCCAUGGGCCAAGCCAGGGUCAGUCUUUCAGAGGAAGCACUCCUUUUGGGAUUGACAGCAUGCCCGACCUUCGGAAGAGGAGACCCAUUCCUCUUGUUAGUGAACUGGGUUCCCGGGAGCUGGUGUCUGUCUUCAGAGACACCCUGGGACACCUUGGACAGGUCACCAAUCCAUCACUAACUAGACAUGCAGCCAAAAAGAUCCAGGGAUGCACUAAACAGCGCUCCCACAGCGGCGUGUGUUUCAGGGUCAGAGCUUCUGUUUCUGAGGCCAUCCUGUUUGUCUCUAAUGAAUUGUUCUUACCUGUUUUUGUCUUCCUGCAUGUCUCCUCCCUGCGUUUGUCGGUGCUCAGGCUAUGUUUGAGCAGAAAAGCCACUCUUUCAAUCUCCUACAUGAGGAAUCCUUCAGCUCGGCGACACAUCCGUGUUAGCGUGACUCCCAACUGGAAGCACAGGAAACGAUCCGACUCGGAAAACGGAGUUUUAAUAGACAUCCUGCUGCUGUCCGCAGCCCAGAGGGCUUCACUUUGUGCGUUUGUGAUGUUUUACUACUCAAACAAAGUGUUGGAUUGGAGACGAUUCUCUAAAGAAAUGGCUGAAUGCAUAAUCCUGUUUAAUUUAAUGCUAACUGACAGCUCGUACCUUUGGGUUUUAGGCAGCGUGUCACAGCUUCAAGGUGUCGUGUCAGCGAUCCAGACGUUUAGCCUUCAACAGCGUGGGAGAAAUUUAAAACCUCGGGAGAAUCAGUCUGUCCCUGCUGAGAGCCCAGCUCCACUUUGGGACUCUGGACCGGUGGUACCUGUGCACGGCAGCCUCAUCUCUGCCGGUGUGUCCCAGGGCAGCUCAGCUGAAAAUGGAAGGAUGGUGACCUUCACACCUAAAAGCCAGACAUCACAUAAACAUGGAUGUGUUUUCCUAGCUUUCACAAUGUUUGUCUCAGUGUGGCAGCGAGUCACUGAUUCCUCUUGUCUCUACUGUCUCCAGUCUAUGAUUCAGUCCAGGAAAGCCGGACUCGCACACUCUCUGGCCACACGAACCUCCCUGAAGGACCAAGAGCUUAAGGCCCACGUUUACAAGAAGACCUUGCAGGCUCUCAUCUACCCCAUCUCCUGCACCACGCCACACCACUUUGAGGUGUGGACCGCCACCACGCCCACCUAUUGUUACGAGUGUGAGGGUCUGCUCUGGGGCAUUGCUCGGCAGGGUAUGCGCUGCACAGAGUGUGGGGUCAAAGUUCACGAGAAGUGCCAAGAGCUGCUGAACGCCGACUGCCUGCAGAGAGCAGCAGAGAAGAGCUCCAAGACCGGGGCAGAGGACCGGACCCAGCACAUCAUCAUGGCCAUGAAGGACAGGAUGAAGAUCCGAGAGAGGAACAAACCGGAGAUCUUUGAGGAAAUCAGGAAAGUGUUCGGCAUCUCCAAGGUGGUCCACGCUCAGCACAUGAAGAGCAUUAAGCAGAGCGUUCUGGAUGGGACCUCCAAGUGGUCGGCCAAGAUCACCAUCACCGUGGUUAGUGCUCAGGGUCUCCAGGCCAAAGACCGGACGGGCUCCAGCGAUCCCUACGUCACCAUCCAAGUGGGAAAGGCCAAGAAAAGAACCAAAACCAUUUAUGGCAACCUGAGCCCCGUCUGGGAGGAAAAGUUCAGCUUCAAGUGCCACAACUCCUCAGACCGCAUCAAACUCCGAGUCUGGGACGAGGAUGACGACAUCAAGUCCAGAGUGAAGCAGCGCCUGAAGAGAGAAUCCGACGACUUCCUGGGUCAGACCAUCAUCGAGGUCCGGACCCUGAGUGGAGAGAUGGACGUUUGGUAUAACCUCGAGAAGAGGACUGAUAAAUCUGCGGUUUCCGGCGCCAUUCGUCUUCAGAUCAGCGUGGAGAUCGAGGGCGAGGAGAAAGUUGCUCCCUAUCACGUUCAGUACACCUGCCUUCAUGAGAACACGUUUCAUUUCUCUACGGACAUCGAGGGAGGGGGAGUGGUGAAGAUCCCAGCGGCCAGCGGGGACGACGCCUGGAAGGUCUACUUCGAUGAGGUGCAGCAGGAAAUCGUGGAUGAGUUUGCGAUGCGUUACGGCGUUGAGCCCAUCUACCAGGCCAUGGUCCACUUCUCUUGCCUUUCAUCCAAGUACAUGCUGUCAGGGAUGCCGGCGGUGAUGAGCACCCUGCUGGCCAACAUCAAUGCCUUCUACGCCCACCCCACCGCCUCCACUAACGUCUCCGCUCCAGCCAGGUUUGCUGCCUCCAACUUUGGGAGGGAUCGAUUCGUGAAGCUCCUGGAUCAGCUGCACAACUCCCUCCGCAUCGACCUCUCCAUGUUCAGAAAUAACUUCCCAGCGAGCAGCAAAGAUCGUCUCAGUGACCUGAAGUCCACGGUGGAUCUUCUUACCAGCAUCGCCUUCUUCAGGAUGAAGGUGUUGGAGCUGCCGAGUCCGCCCCGAGCGGCCAACGUGGUCCGCGACUGCGUGAAGGCUUGUCUGAACUCCACCUACGAGUACAUCUUCAACAACUGUCUGGAGCUCUUCAACCACCAGUUUCAACCCUCAGUCCAGUCUCCUGGGACAGAGAAGAGGAAGAGGGAGAAAGCAGAUGGAGAAGCAGAGGAGGAGGAGGAGGAGGCGGAAAAGAAAGAAGAGACUCAGCCAGAGGAACAAGGCCCGAGUAUCCAGAAUCUGGACUUCUGGCCUAAACUCAUCACGCUCAUCGUUUCCAUCAUCGAGGAAGACAGGAACUCGUACACGCCCGUCAUCAACCAAUUUCCUCAGGAACUGGACGUGGGAAAAGUCAGCGCCGAGGUCAUGUGGACUCUCUUCGCUCAGGACAUGAAAUACGCUCUGGAGGAGCAUGAGAAACACCACCUCUGCAGGACCUCUGACUACAUGAACCUACACUUCAAAGUCAAGUGGCUUCAUAACGAGUACGUGAAGGAGCUGCCCUCGUUCGCUGACGCUGUGCCCGAAUAUCCGGCAUGGUUUCUUCAGUUCGUGCUCGCCUGGCUGGCGGAGAACGAGGAGGUGUCCCUGGAAUUCAUGCAUGGAGCUCUGGACAGAGACAAGAGAGAAGGAUUCCAGCAGACGUCUGAGCACGCUCUGUUCUCCAGCUCAGUGGUGGACAUCUUCACUCAGCUCAACCAGAGCUUUGAGAUCAUCAAGAAACUGGACUGCCCCGACCCCACCGUGAUGGCUCACUACAACAGGCGCUUCGCCAAGACCAUCACCAAGGUGCUGCUGCUGUACUGCACCAUCCUGACCAGGAGCUUCCCGUCCUACUGCGAGAAGGAGAAGACCCCGUGUGUCCUGAUGAACAACAUCCAGCAGAUGAGGGUCCUUUUGGAGAGGAUGUUUGAAUCCAUGGGAGCAAAGCAGCUGGAUACGGAAGCUGCUGACAUCCUCAAUGACCUGCAGGUGAAGCUCAGCACCAUCCUGGACAACUUGAGCGUCAUCUUCGCCAAAAGCUUCCAGACUCGUAUAAACGGCUGCGUGCGUCAGAUGGCAGAGAUCUUGUACCAGAUGAAAGGCCCGCCCAACCAGAACACCGCAGAGGCAGAUGCCGACUCCACGCUGAGGCCCCUCAUGGAGUUCCUGGAUGAGAAGCUCAGCAUCUUCGCUGACAUCUGUGAGAAAACGGUGCUGAAGCGGAUCCUGAAGGAUCUGUGGAAGCUCGUCCUGAGCAGCCUGGAGAAGACGGUCGUCCUUCCUCAGAGCAACGACAGCCUGGGAGCCCAGAUCCUCACAGCAGCUAAAGGACUCUCCAAUCUAAAGGGAGGCGAAGCCAGAACUCUGACACCCAAGCAGUGUGCGGUUAUCGAUGCAGGACUGGAGACGAUCAAGCAAUACUUCCACGCUGGUGGGAACGGGCUGAAGAAGGCGUUUGUGGAGAAAAGUCCCGAGCUUGCGUCGCUGCGUUACGCCCUGUCGCUUUAUUCCCAGAGCACCGACGCUCUGAUCAAGACUUUCGUCACAACGCAACAUUCCCAAGUGCACGACGGGAUGGGCAUCAGAAUCACCGGCAGCGAGAAGAUCAGACCUGACGGUUCGGGGGUAGAGAAGCCGGUUGGAGAGGCUGUCCUGCAGGUCGACAUGAUGCUCGGCAAGGAGCGCAAGGUCAACGUUAGAGUCAUCGCUGUGAAUGACAUGAAGUGGCAGACAUCAGGGAUGUUCAGACCUUUUGUAGAGGUCUCCAUGGCGGGUCCCUUCCUGGCAGACAAAAAGCGCAAGUUCACCACAAAAUCAAAAAACAACAGCUGGACAGCAAAGUUCAAUGAGACCUUCCAGUUCAUCCUGGGUAAAGAGUCCCCGGACUGCUACGAGCUCCAGGUGACGGUGAAGGACUACUGCUUUGGCCGAGCGGACCGAGUGGUUGGCCUGGCCGUGGUCCAGCUGCGAGACGUCGCCGACAGGAAGAGCUGCGUGUGCUGGUGUCCCCUUGGACCGCGGGUUCGGACGGACGAAACGGGCGUGACGGUGAUGCGUAUCCUGUCCCAGCGACCUGCUGACGAGGUGGCCAAGGAGUUCGUCAAGCUGAAAUCUGAAACUCGUCCGGCUGAGGAGGGAAGAUGAGCAGAAGCCCUGCCUGAGGGUCAGAUUCAGUUGCCAUGGUGACCGUGUCAUCCUCUUUCACAGAACAAAGAAAACACUGUUAAUGUCUCCCACUAAGGACUUUACCUUUAACAGGGUUAGCUCUAAAAUAUAUUUACUAAUGAGUCCUUUUUGACAAAGAUGCUCAAAUUUUAAGUUCUAAUUGUUUACAUUUUUUUUCUGCAAGUAAUUAAUAUUCAAAUUGAAUCUUGUUGGGUUUUAAGAGACCAGAACACAGAUUUUAGAAACCAUCAUGAACAGCAGGUUUAAUCUAAUCUGACAUUUUAGAUUUUCUUUUCUCAGGAUUGUUUUUAGGCCUUCAGCCAUCCCUGCACUCAUGGCUCUGAGCUGCAACCCGGAACAGCUUUCCCUUCCUUUGGGCUCGAGCUUUGUCAGAAGUACGACUCAGAUGCACCAACGGACACCAGGUGCGUCUUAAAACCAGAGAGGAAGUGUCACAGGGAGCACCACUUUUCUGGAGAGUUUCAGCUUCUUCUGAAGCUUCCAACUAAAGAGGACAUUUGAGUUUCUAACAAACUCCUGUAAGACUGACAGUUAAACUCUGAAGAGGAGACGGGACGAUAGCAGGUGGUUUUAAGAGCUAGAGAUGGCGCUGGUUAGCCAACAGGGCUAGCUCCGUGGCUUCGGAGAGACCUGGACCUGGGCUUGUCUAGUCUACAUGUGUUGAUUUCACUCAGACACAAAGCAUCAUGGGACGUUUUUAACUGCUCACCCGCUCUGAGGGGAAACAACCAGCCGUCACAGGUUUCUGCAUACUCCACUGGUGUUUUACACCCCAAAGCUCAUCUGGGAUAAACCUUCUCUCCUCUCUUGACAACGUGCCAAGAGCCCUGAGGCUCCUCCCCUUUCGGUCGGCUCAUGGGUCCCUGAACAGGGCUAAAGGAGCUUUUUUCCUACCGCUCAGCCUUACGCCCUGGACCACACAUUCUUCAAUUUGAAUGAAAACUAAUGAUGGGUGUUCCGACCGCGCCAGUCGUGUACAUAGAGAUUUGUCAGCUUGUAAAAGUCCGGUGUCAGUACAGGAUCAGCUCGGGGUCCUUCGACUGCCGAUGACGUCAGAGUCGUUGAUUGGCUGAACAUGAAGCUUACGGAAGUGACGUUAUCACGUUAUGAUUUUGGUCAGAACAAAUUUGCGGUCGUAGUCCUUUAGUUCAAAAAUCAACACUUUUUGGAGAAAAUAUGUUUGAAUUUCCAAAGGAAAUGUAAAAUAUAAGCAAAUGAUAAACGGUGACCCUCAAAAGCUCUUGAUGUUGAUGAAAUGGGGCAAAAUAAAAUAUAAGAACUUUAUUGAAAGACACCAAGCAACGUUUAGAGUCAAAGAGUGUAUUUAGAUAACAACUAAGGAAAUAUACAGACGAACUCCACAUUAAUACAAACAGAUGUGGCUUCACAUAUAAGAACUGUUCUUUUUUUUUUCAGUCCGAUGUUGGUUUUAUGCAGUUUCACAUUCUUUACAAAACAAAGAUAAUAUGGUGUUUUAUUAACAAAUUACAAUUAUAAAGAAAACAUUUAGGUGUUAACAAACAAGAAUUUACUAACAAAACUGCUGAUGUCUUUCCAAAACGUUUGUGAAAGCCGAGUAGAGUUGCAGUCAUGUGACUUCAUCGGCGGGCGCUGGACCCCGAGCCGAUCCUGCACCGACACCGUAUCUAGCAUGACUACAAAUCAGACGUCGGUACGUCGCAUUUGUGACAUCACCACAUAACCUCCUCCCCCUAGCGUAGCUGCUACUCACCACAUGACCACAUUCAUGGUGGUUCUUUCCUGCUGUGGGAAGGAUUUGAAGUUCGUCGCACUUGCAGCCAUGUUUGUCGAUGAUGUCACUUUGGUGAUGCGUAUUUGUAGUCCUGGACUUAUUGGCUGUGUUCGAGAUGAGCCAGUUCUGCGCAGAUUAGACCAGCGGUGAUCGGCGAGCAGUGCACGCCGGUUAGAUUUGUGUCCGACUUGACGCCGACUUGCUCUGACGUCACGCAUUCGUAGGCAACGAUAACCUCGUGAGAUCAAGGCGGCCGCAGAUUUUGGAGCAAGGCGCUGCAGUUGCUCUCCACCGGCUGCAAAACCUAGAGGAUGACAGGAAACGCCUGGCUCUCACCUGAUCUACGAUCUGAUUGGUUCACAUUUUGAUCCAAACAUCCGGUGGUAGAACAUGAAAUGUUAGUUGGUCACGUGUAUUCUGUAAAUCGUGUAACGUUGAUGAUGACAACUAUAUAGGCCAUAAAGAGAAAUGUGUUUUGUGUUCUAUGUCACGUUUCCUAUGAGCACACUAAAGCUACAGCUGAUAACCUUUACUUAUUAUUACAGUCAUGUCUUCAUAUACAAUAUAUGAUAUCCGCAAACAUGUGAGGAUGUGUUUCAGCUGCUAACAGGCACCAGAAUUAAAAUAAAUAAUUAAACAAGUAUGAACUCUAACGCGAUAUCUUCAGCCAUCGUCACCCCCGAGCUACACAUGUAGGGACAUCUGUCCGACUUAAAGCUUUCAGCCACUCCCCCUGCUGCUUCCAUCUGCUCUCGUCUGCUUUCUAGGCGAGGCGCAGCUCAACUCGAACACGGCCAAUGUCACACAAAACCUAAAAUAACUUUUGUCCCCAUUUGAUAAGCGCUUUCUUGGCAUCAGACUGUCUCUAUGAUUCACGGACAUCGUGUGUGAAAUCCGUGACACAUAAGAAGCGGGAUUAGAAAUAGCGUUUUUAGCCCCGUCGACCCGUGGUCCGGAAGCAGAUGGGUGGGACUUAGGCUCCCUGUGAGCUGCGUUAGUCUGUUUUAGGUCAAAGACAAAUGUGGCCUUUGUAAAUAAAAUCUCACGUUUUCGCUACAAGCUUCUGAACGACAGCCUUUUUAUAAAGUGAACAACUAACCUGACAGGAAUGGGGGCGGGGCCACGUCAGGAGGAAGAGCAGAACCCUUUACAGAGCAUGAAGCCUAUGAAUGAAGCAUGUUUGUAUUUAUUUAUUUUACACAAAUUCUACCAGAUUUAUGAUUUCCUUUUUCAGUGUACGUACUGUGAAAAUGAGCAAAUGUUAUUCUGAUGUGACAUGUUAAAGUUACUUGUGCUGAUAUUUUGUACAUAAAAGAUUUACGACGCCUCA
This is a messenger RNA of Nothobranchius furzeri (turquoise killifish), 29661 nucleotides long. NCBI's taxonomy places the organism in Eukaryota, Metazoa, Chordata, Actinopteri, Cyprinodontiformes, Nothobranchiidae. The record is from RefSeq and is a predicted model, not a curated record.